AUGUCGUUGUUUCAACUCAUUCCUCUGAAGUUGCUGGAGACUCGGGCUCUGGAGAAAAAGAUUGCCCUUGAGGACCUAAUAGAAGUACGAGAUAAGUACUUAGAGACCUGUCAUCCAGACUGGGUGAGAAAGUUCAAGGCAAUG
Messenger RNA from Gregarina niphandrodes, 144 nucleotides. RefSeq lists its product as hypothetical. The transcript has a single exon. The record is from RefSeq and is a predicted model, not a curated record. NCBI's taxonomy places the organism in Eukaryota, Apicomplexa, Conoidasida, Eugregarinorida, Gregarinidae. The annotation marks the transcript as partial.